AUGCGACCAUCCAGUACACCAUCCAGUACACCAAACCAAAGCGAAGAGUACAGUUGUGUCGCUUGUCAAAGACCGGACUCAGCCGAUAAUAUCGUAGCCUGUGACAAGUGCGAUCAGUGGUGGCACUAUUCGUGCGCCGGGGUCACUGACUCUAUCAAGGAUCGACCUUGGACUUGCCCCAAGUGUUUGCCAACACCCGCUACAUCGACAACAACAACUUCUUCAAGCCGCCGCACCAGAUUAGAGCUCAGUCUCAAGCAUUUGGAAGAGCAAAAGGAAAUAGCGGAAAAAAGAAUAAAUUUGGAAGAUAAAUUUCUGGAAGAACGCUUCCGGAUUAUAGUAGAAUCUCUGAGUGAAGACGGAAACCGUAGUGCUCGCAGUAGAGUCAAUACCACAGAAAUACGUGAACGUAAUUCAGAUAUUACGAACUGGGUACAGAGCCAAUCCAAACGUACGGUGAUCGAACCUCAGCCGCCUACGGAUCCAGCUUUUCCCUCCGUCUCAAUUCAACCGCUCGAGCUCGAAACAGCUGUUGGGAGUCGAAUACAGUCCAGUGAAUCAACCAUCAACAAGCCAGAAGAAGUACGUACACAAACAUUUCAAUCCUUAGAGCAACUAUUGCAGAAAUGUCGGUUAAGCUCCCAGCCCAAUAUAGAAGAUAUUCGAGAGCUCCAAGCUCAACUGGCGAAAUGUCAAAAUCAACUUGACAAGCACAGCAGUACAUUCCCCAAAUCUCAGUUAGCGGUUGAUCCGCCUGUGCCUCCAGGAACCUCUAAAGGUGCUGUCCCAAAAAGGGACAAUCGGCCAGAAAAUCGCCCUUCGGAAAAUUUGAUCUUGAAUGACAUAAGGACGCAAGAAAGAACAGUGAUCGAACAGUCAAUCCCGGAAUAUUCAGUGCAACGAACCGGCUUUGCCAGAAAUUUACCAUUGGUAGGCAAAAGUGUUUUUCCUGUUGGUCAAAACGGAAACCAACCAUACAAGUUACACUCCAGGCAACCCGAACCAUUUGCUCUUGCAGACCAAGUCUCUCCUCCACAAGGUGGCGAUUCCAACCUGCUGGCAAACCAACACACUCGGCAUUAUCAAGGACAUCCGACUGAUAACAUACUACCUUACCGGCCAAACCAAAACUUGGAAACGGAAAACUCGCAGCUGAAUAAAUACCAAAUGAAUCCCGUACCUCUCCAUUCCGUGACCGAGCCGACGUGUAUAUCUCGACCUACGGCAGCCCAACUAGCAGCGAGGCAGUCGGGGACACGAGACCUGCCGGAAUUUUCAGGCAACCCUGAGGAUUGGCCCAUUUUUAUUAGUUGUUACAACAAUUCUACCUCAAUGUGUGGGUACAACAAUUCCGAAAACCUGUUGCGCUUGCAGCGUUCACUGAAAGGGCACGCCCUCAACGCUGUUCGCUACUAUAUGCUCUCACCUGACACCGUAGCCGAAGUCAUUAACACUCUCCAAACACUCUAUGGUCGACCGGAAACGAUAAUUAACCGAUUAAUAAAAAAUGUAAGAGAUGCACCGACGCCAAAAGCAGAUCGUCCAGAAACAUUGAUAGAUUUUGGGGUUACAGUUAGAAACCUGGUACAACACUUGGUAGUAUCUGGACAUCAUGCACAUCUAUCCUGCCCAUUGCUGCUUCAAGAAUUUGUGCUCAAGCUCCCCUCCUGCUUCCAAUAUGAAUGGGGUCAACUACUUGUAUUAAACCCUAUGGCAGACCUAUCCACUUUCAGCAAUUUCAUGUCGAACAUUAUCCAGUCAGCCAGCAAAGUUGUAAUAUACACUGGAAGUCAAGCUAAUCGUCAUGAAAAGAACAGAAGUCGUGAUAGCAAUUACCUCCACACUCACAUCGAAACCAGCGUAAACCAGAUGGAAAUAUCCUGUUUCUGUUGCCAAGAAAGCGGACACCGGGUAAGAGAAUGCAAGAAGUUUAAAGACAGUACAGUCGAGAACCGCUGGAGAUGUGUAAAAGAAUCUAAGUUGUGUAGAACAUGCCUGGGUCUACAUGGUAGAAGACCUUGUCGAUUCCCAAACCGUUGCGGCGUAGACGGAUGUACCCGUUGGCAUCACCCUCUUCUACACUCCUCUCAAACUGGCACCGAAAGUACCGACCAGCAGGCUAAUAUUGAGCACCAUACACAUCAUCACGGCGGUCAGUCGUUAUUAUUUCGUAUCAUUCCGAUAACCAUUCACGGAAGUUCUAAAUCCCUUACUGUGUUCGCCUUUCUAGAUGAAGGGUCUUCGGCCACUUUGAUCGAACAAGAUCUGGCACAAGAACUUGGAAUUGAAGGCCCGACCGUACCACUCUGCCUCAAAUGGACUGCAGAUGUCACCAGAUCGGAGGAGAAAUCACAAAUGGUGGCUUUGUGUAUUUCUGAAGUCGGCAAAAAUAUCCGUUUCCAUAUAAAAAACGUUCGAACAGUAAAUCGUUUAAAUCUACCAGCUCAAACGCUGCGAUUUACGGAACUAGAAGAAUCAUACGACCAUUUGAAGGGAUUGCCGGUUGUGAGUUAUGAAAACGAGACGCCUAAAGUCUUAAUAGGCCUCCAACAUUGGAAGCUGGCUAUUCCACGAAAGCUUAAAGAAGGAACUACUGGUCCCACAGCUUGCAAGACUCAAUUGGGAUGGUGUGUGUUCGGCGAUGUUAGAGGAUCACGUGUAAGCGAAUGUUUAAAUUACCAUCUGUGCGAAUGCUCGAAAAUGGAAGAACUCGACGAAUUGGUGAGGAAUUAUUUCAAUAGAGAGGACUGUGGUGUUACACCCAAGGAAAAGCUGGAAUCUGUGGAAGAUAACCGAGCUAGAACAAUUCUAGAAAAAUCAACUCAAAAGAUUGAUGGACGAUAUCGAACUGAGCUUUUGUGGCGGUAUGAUAAUUUCGAACUACCUGAUAGCUAUGCUAUGGCUAAGGCAAGAUUGGAGUGCCUAGAGCGGCGGAUGCAACGUAAUCCAGACCUUAGAACCAACAUUCAUCGGCAGAUAGAAGAAUAUCAACUGAAGGGAUACGCACAUCGCGCCACUCAGAGAGAACUUGAUAUGGCAAAUCCAAAACGGAUUUGGUACUUGCCCCUCGGUGCAGUUACGAACCCGAAAAAGAAAGGCAAAGUUAGGCUUAUCUGGGACGCAGCUGCAAAAGUUGACGGUGUGUCACUCAAUUCGCUCCUACUAGCAGGUCCAGACUUACUUACGCCACUGUCAUCGGUUCUUUUUCGUUUCCGUCAGUUUCCGGUAGCUGUCAGCGGGGACUUAAAAGAGAUGUUCCACCAGAUUGAGGUGGCGGAAAAGGAUCGUCAUUCCCAACGGUUCCUUUGGAGAAAUAAUCCCGAUAAAGAACCUGAAAUAUUCCUGAUGGACGUAGUAACAUUCGGAGCAAAGAGCUCACCCACGACCGCUCAAUAUAUCAAAAACCGCAAUGCCAUGGACUUCCAGGAACAGUAUCCUAGGGCUGUAGAAGGGAUCUGUCAGGCCACAUAUGUUGACGAUUAUCUCGACAGUUUCGAGACUAGUGAGCAUGGACAGAAGGUUGCCGCAGAAGUGAAAAUGAUACAUAGCCAAGGAGGGUUUGAGAUUCGUAAUUGGGCCUCAAACGACAAGGCAAUUCUUAACACGUUGGGGAAAUCCCAAAAUAGUAACGCUAAGGACCUCGCUUCCUCGGAACACGGGACAGAACGAGUUUUAGGUCUGCUGUGGGAACCGGCAGGUGAUUUUCUGAGCUUCUCUACCCACUUUCAAAAAGAUAUCGCUACCUUGAUUGCCAAGCAUUCCAAACCCACCAAGAGACAAGUCUUAAAAUGCUUGAUGAGCCUCUUCGACCCUCUUGGCCUUCUUUCAUCAUACUUAGUUCACGGAAAGGUCCUAAUGCAGGACAUAUGGAGAACGGGUAUAAAAUGGGAUAAAUAUGUGAGCGAUGAAAUUUUCAAACGAUGGACUGUGUGGAUAGAAUCCCUGAACAAGCUGGGCGCUAUAAAAUCCCUCGAUGCUAUUUUCCAGAUGCUAGCGAAGAUCUUUAUAAAACCUUAG
Messenger RNA from Uranotaenia lowii, 4017 nucleotides. RefSeq lists its product as uncharacterized. The transcript has a single exon. Lineage: Eukaryota; Metazoa; Arthropoda; Insecta; Diptera; Culicidae. Gene Ontology annotation, molecular function: nucleic acid binding; zinc ion binding. The coding region runs from base 1 to 4017 and encodes 1338 amino acids. The record is from RefSeq and is a predicted model, not a curated record.